This is a messenger RNA of Nestor notabilis (Kea), 1029 nucleotides long. RefSeq names its product adenylosuccinate lyase (gene ADSL). The annotation marks the transcript as partial. Lineage: Eukaryota; Metazoa; Chordata; Aves; Psittaciformes; Psittacidae. The record is from RefSeq and is a predicted model, not a curated record. Gene Ontology annotation, biological process: 'de novo' AMP biosynthetic process. Gene Ontology annotation, cellular component: cytosol. Gene Ontology annotation, molecular function: N6-(1,2-dicarboxyethyl)AMP AMP-lyase (fumarate-forming) activity; (S)-2-(5-amino-1-(5-phospho-D-ribosyl)imidazole-4-carboxamido) succinate lyase (fumarate-forming) activity. The transcript has 9 exons.
ACCUGCACAGCUCACCACUGUGGGGAAACGCUGCUGCUUGUGGAUUCAGGACUUGUGCAUGGACCUGCGGAACCUGGAGCGGGCUCGGGAUGACCUGCGCUUUCGGGGUGUCAAAGGCACCACCGGCACUCAAGCCAGCUUUUUGCAGCUCUUUGAGGGAGACCAUAAUAAAGUUGAAGAGCUGGACAGAUUAGUAACUGCAAAGGCAGGAUUUAAGCGGGCUUUUAUGGUCACAGGGCAGACCUAUAGUCGCAAGGUGGAUAUUGAAGUCCUGUCUGUGCUGGCCAGUCUGGGGGCAUCUAUACACAAGAUCUGUACUGACAUUCGUCUUUUGGCCAAUCUGAAGGAGAUAGAGGAGCCUUUUGAGAAAGACCAGAUUGGUUCAAGUGCUAUGCCUUACAAGAGGAAUCCAAUGCGUUCAGAACGCUGCUGCAGCCUGGCUCGACAUCUGAUGACUCUGGUGCUGGAUCCCCUCCAAACAGCCUCUGUGCAGUGGUUUGAGCGAACGUUGGAUGACAGUGCCAACAGGCGCGUGUGUCUGGCUGAGGCUUUCCUCACAGCUGACAUCAUUCUGAGUACACUGCAGAAUAUCUCCGAGGGACUUGUGGUAUAUCCAAAGGUGAUUGAGAGGAGGAUCCGUCAGGAGCUGCCGUUCAUGGCCACAGAGAAUAUAAUCAUGGCGAUGGUGAAAGCAGGAGGCAAUCGUCAGGAUUGCCACGAGAAGAUUCGUGUUCUCUCCCAGCAAGCAGCUGCUGUUGUGAAACAGGAAGGGGGUGAUAAUGACUUAAUUGACCGUGUUCGUGCUGAUCCUUACUUUAGCCCCAUCCAUAAACAACUGGAAAGCCUGUUAGAUCCCUCCUCUUUCACUGGACGUGCUCCUCAACAGGUGGCAAAGUUCCUGAAGGAGGAGGUUCGACCGGCGCUGAUUCCAUACCAAAGUAAGAUGGGUGGGAAAAUUGAGCUGGCACUUUAGAUAUAUUCUGCAAAGGUGUGUGGGUACAGAAAGAUAAUAAAAGCCUUAUUGAACCA